Messenger RNA from Pimephales promelas (fathead minnow), 1719 nucleotides. RefSeq names its product small ubiquitin like modifier 3a (gene sumo3a). The record is from RefSeq and is a predicted model, not a curated record. Gene Ontology annotation, molecular function: protein binding. NCBI's taxonomy places the organism in Eukaryota, Metazoa, Chordata, Actinopteri, Cypriniformes, Leuciscidae.
UAGGUAAAGGAAAGCGCGUUCCCGCCGGCAGCUGUGUUGCUCUACUGUGUGGAGAGCGCAUCUUGUGUUCAGUAUAUUUCCAUAAUUCAGACCCAACAGACACCUGCAAAAUGUCCGAAGACAAGCCAAAGGAGGGAGUGAAAACAGAGAAUGACCACAUCAAUCUGAAGGUGGCCGGGCAGGAUGGGUCAGUGGUCCAGUUCAAAAUUAAAAGGCAUACGCCACUCAGCAAAUUAAUGAAAGCAUACUGUGAGAGACAGGGUUUGUCAAUAAGACAGAUUAGAUUUAGAUUUGACGGGCAACCAAUUAAUGAGACAGACACACCGGCACAGUUGGAGAUGGAGGACGAGGACACGAUCGACGUAUUUCAGCAACAAACUGGCGGCUCCUGCUAAAACUCCACACCACCCGGACCCCACGCUUAUCUAUUUUAUUCCUCAUGAUGUUUCAUUCAGAUGCUUUCACAUUGUUUCCCCUUCUCUUUCUCUCUUUGUCUCUCUUCUGCCAUCUCUAGCUUUCCUAGAGUGCGGCAUCACAAACGUUUUUCCAGUAUUUAUAUACGCAAUGGUUAGACAGCUACUGUGGUGGGGGGAGCAAGCUCGAGAAGGCUGCCAGAGGGCGCAGUUCUUCCAAUCGUCCACAGGUCCCUCUAGCCACUUCUGCAGGGUUUUAUGUUGCUCAGAACGCAGAUUCACUCGACAAACCCCCUGACCGAUCACAGCAGGGAACCGCUCCAUAGUGUAUUCGCCCUAUUAAAAGUGAAGAAGCGUAGGUUUUGUUUUCUUUUCUUCGUCUUUCAAUUCUUAAGAGCUUUAAGUAGGCCUGUUUCAACUCGGAUUGUAUUUGCCUGUGUGUUGUAGAAAUAUGUUCGACCAGUGUAGUAUUCAUUUGCCUUUUUAAUGGGGCCGCUUCUCGUAUGAGCUCACGGUAGGGGGCGGGAUCUAUGGAUCAUCUUGUUGGUCGUUUAUAAAUGAAGAGAUGGAAUACGUGACACAAUUUACAGUGACCCUUUCUGGACCAAACCCCAAAGAAUGGUACUCGAUUAGCUGAUAAAGGCAGGAUUACACCAACUAGUUCUAAGUUUAUACUUUUAAAUGUCUGUAGAAAUCUAUCCAUUUAAAAAUUUCCAUUUCCUCGUAAAUGUUGGUUGAGGAGAGUGGAAUGACUUAAAUGGACCAAUACAUCUCUUUUUCCUUUACUUUUUUUUUUUUCUUUCCCCACUUUUUUUAAAUCCCAAAUCUACAACCAGGUCUUGAAUCAAAUCAAAAGGGAAUCCUUUCAGGCUUUGUUGCAGAGGUGUAUCUAUCAUCGCUCACAAGGACUGGUCUGAUCUAUUUUAACAUCUCUAGCCCUCCCACUGUAAUUCAUACGGCUGAAAGGGAGAGAGGGUUUUAAGGGUCGACGUUGGUAUCCUUCUGUAUUGACAUGUACAUUUUUUUUGUCCUUUACUACUGUAAACAAUAAAUAUAGUUUGGUACUUUUUUUUUUUUUUUUGCUGAGGCUUUUUCCAUGUCCACAGAGUAAUUGUUUAACAGCAUGUCUUUUCAAAUACAAAGCAUUGUAGAAAAGCACAAUGAUGCAUCCUUUAGCAAUAUGUCAGAAGUCUCUUUAUACACACUUAUUACAUGUAUAAACAUAUAAAACAUGAGAUGAAGUGUCAAAGAUUAAAUAUAAAAUAUAAAUAAAUUCUGGAGUGUCACAACGGCACUUUGUUUGUCA